AUGGACAUCGAAUCUUCUACAUCAUCCCUUUCACAAUCUAUUCAUCAAGAAUCGAGAAACCAAGCUCUUUUCAAUAAGCAGAGAGGAGGAUGGAGAGCUAUCAAGUACAUUAUUGCAAACGAGUCCUUCGAGAAACUGGCGUCUAUGAGCUUGAUAGGGAAUUUAUCGGUGUAUCUCACGACAAAAUACAAUCUUGGUGGUGUUUUCUUGGUGAACAUCGUCAACAUCUGGUUUGGCUCGUGCAACUUUCUUAGUAUCCCGGGUGCUUUUGUCUCUGAUGCUUACCUCGGAAGAUUCUGGACUCUUCUCCUCGGUUCCAUCUCUUCUUUCCUCGGAAUGGGAAUAAUGGCUCUAACCGCAGCUAUUCCACGUUUAAGACCCGAGGCAUGCAAAGAUCCAUCAAAUUGUUCAAAUCCACCUGCGGAUUGGCAGCUCGCGGUUCUCUUCGCUAGUCUAGGUUUAUUAGCCAUUGGAGCAGGAGGAAUCAGACCAUGCAACAUCGCAUUUGGAGCAGAUCAAUUCGAUACAAACACGAAAAAGGGCAAAGCUCAGCUUGAAACAUUCUUUAACUGGUGGUACUUCUCCUUCACUGUGGCUCUUCUCAUUGCAUUGACAGGUGUCGUCUAUAUACAGACUAACAUCAGUUGGGUAAUUGGUUUCGUGAUCCCCACGGCUUGUCUUGCAUUCUCUGUCACCACUUUCGUCAUCGGUCAGCACACUUACAUAUGUGCAAAACCUAAGGGAAGUGUGUUCGCAGACAUGGUUAAGGUUGUUGCCGCUGCUUGUAAGAAACGUAAGGUGAAAUCUGGAGAAGGUGUAACAUUUUACUUAGGCCCUUCUAAUGAUGGAUCCUCCACCACUUUGGUCCAAAACAGACAAAGGAUAAGGUUUUUGGACAAAGCAUCGGUGAUAACUGAUCCGAACGAGUUAAACGAAGAAGGUAAGGCUAAGAACAACUGGAGAUUGUGCAGUGUGAAUCAAGUGAAGAACCUCAAGUGCGUAACCGCGAUUUUACCGGUUUGGGUCACGGGAAUCGCGUGUUUCAUGCUAACUGACCAACAAAACAUUUAUGGGAUCCUUCAAGCGAUUCAGAUGGAGAAAACGUUUGGACAUAACUUCCAAGUCCCAGCAGGAUGGAUGAAUCUUGUCUCCAUGAUCACACUUGCCGUCUGGAUCUCACUCUACGAAUGCGUCAUCUUACCAAUAGCCAAACGAACCACAGGACGCAAACAACGGUUAACGACGAAACAGAGGAUUCAGAUAGGCAUCGUGAUGGGUAUUGCUUGUAUGGUUGUCGCUGGUGUCUUGGAGAAGGAGAGAAGAUCUGCUGCUCUCAAGAACGGUUCGUUUGUGUCUCCUGUUUCGAUUGUGAUGCUGCUUCCUCAGUUCGUGCUUGCGGGUUUAACCGAAGCGUUUUCUGCGGUGGCUCUCAUGGAGUUUUUGACGGUUAAGAUGCCUGAGCACAUGAGAGCCAUCGCCGGAGCGAUCUUCUUUUUGAGCUCGUCGAUAGCGAGUUACAUAUGCACGCUUCUUAUCAAUGUGAUCGAUGCCGUGACACGCAAGGGAGGGCGUUCUUGGUUAGGAGAUAAAGACUUGAACAAGAACAGGCUCGAGAACUAUUUUUUCAUUAUAGGCGGCAUUCAAGUCUUGAAUCUGCUGUAUUUUAGGUUCUUUGCUUCCAGGUUUGUCACUGAGAAAAAUAAGGACAACAGAGAUUUUUAG
Molecule: messenger RNA, 1722 nt
Organism: Eutrema salsugineum
Lineage: Eukaryota; Viridiplantae; Streptophyta; Magnoliopsida; Brassicales; Brassicaceae
Product: protein NRT1/ PTR FAMILY 2.8
Exons: 4
Coding region: 1-1722 (573 amino acids)
Biological process (GO): transmembrane transport
Cellular component (GO): plasma membrane
Molecular function (GO): transmembrane transporter activity
Source: RefSeq, a predicted model, not a curated record